Molecule: messenger RNA, 3379 nt
Organism: Hemicordylus capensis (graceful crag lizard)
Lineage: Eukaryota; Metazoa; Chordata; Lepidosauria; Squamata; Cordylidae
Gene: CCDC138
Product: coiled-coil domain containing 138
Exons: 15
Coding region: 183-2162 (659 amino acids)
Source: RefSeq, a predicted model, not a curated record
CUGAGUUCAGCCAAAGAGCGUCCAGAGACACAAGAGCAGAGGCGCCUCACAGACAGAAAAGGGAGGCGGAGCAGCCAACCCUCCUCGCGCAGGCGCACUUAUGUGGCAGCCCGCCUCCUUUCUCAGGCCGUUGUGAGUGGCGGAGACCGGCGCGGGCAGCUUGACUGUUCGAGCUUCUUCUAAUGGCGGCUCCGUCCGAGCUGAGUAGCUCAGUCGAGCGCUGGAGGAGACGCUAUCUGGCAGGAGAGGAUUAUCCUUUGGAUGCAGUGCAAAGCAAAUGUAGACGUAGAAGAGCCCUAAUGUCUGCAGAUAAAAUGGACAGCACAUUUGAUGAAACCAUUGCAUCUUUACUCAUGAAUUCCUCAUGGUCAAAACGUACCUCAUGUGGAAGAAAGAACAAUAAAAUACCAAUUUCUGACUUGUCAAAUAAAUUUAAAACCUUGGGUCGGCUAGAUGAUGACUUGGAUUCUCUACAUGGUUCAAAUCAGCUUGACCUACAGCCAGAGUUCAUUGAAGAUUUUCUUGAAAGUAAUGAAAUUCAAACUGCACGUACAUAUUCAGAAACAGACAUUACUUUGCCAUCUAGUUUGAUGGCGGCAUCUUGUAUUUAUGGUAGUGGUGGCAAUGUAAUAAGGGAGACUGUGAGCAUCCCUGAAUCCCAAGUGAUAAAUGAACAAAGGCUGAUACCAUCUCAGUUCAAUGAAAUUUACCAUGAAUUGUCUAUCAUACAUCAAAAACUGCAGCAAGAAAAGCUAGUUCAGCAAGAAUAUGCUUUGAAACUUGAAAAACGGGAGCACUUCUUAGCUGAACGAGAAGCCCUGCUGUGUAGACAUGAAGCUGCUUUGCUCAAGAUAAGAGGUGUUGAGGAGGAAGUUCAUACAAAAUUUCAAAUUAUGAAGGAGCAACAUGAGGCAGAAAUUCAGCAGUUGUCUGAAGCCUUGAAAGAGAAAACAAAGGAAAACAAAAGGCUUAAGUCAUCAUUUGAUACUCUAAAGGAACUGAAUGACACCUUAAAAAAACAGUUAAGUGAUGUAAGUGAACAAAACAAGAAGUUGGAAGUCCAAGCUCGAAAAGUACAAGCUCGUUUAGAGAAUUUGCAGAGGAAGCAUGAAUUUUUAUCAAUACAGAAGUCUAAAGAAACUUCGCAUGCAUCCCAGGAGCAUAAACCUAUUAAAUCAGAAAAAGCAACAUCAAAAGCAUAUAAGAUACUUAAUUCACACAUCUAUGACCUUUUAACUAUACUAAUGGACUGGAUCUCGGAUCAGCACCUUAGCAUACUGAUAAAAGAAGAGGAGAGAGAUGUUCAUAAACUGUCAGGCACACUUGCUUCCAACAGAAGCUAUACACAGGAGAAGUGUAUUAAGUUCUUGCCUUUGGUUGCUGAGCAACUUCAGUGGAUGCCUUUUGUGAAUCCUACCUUGCACAUGCAUGUGGUUAAAUUUAUUUACUGGACUAUAAGGCAGUUAGAUAGUGGGGCACAGUUUGCAGCAAUGAUAUCAUCAAUGAGAAGAUUGGGUGAAGAUCUAUUUAAGGGUGUCAUAUCUAAGGGAAGUCAAUAUAUUUCUUCUGAACAUACUACUGAUCCUAAACCAAAGUCAGCAGCUUUCUUUAAGAGCUGCAACUUACCUUUAAGAUUUGUAUCCACUCUAAUUAUAAUCAAAACAGUGACACAAGCUGAUUACCUGGCUCAAGCCUUUGAUUCACUUUGCAUGGACCUGAAGGGAGAUGAAGGGAAGACCUUGUUUUUGGAUUACCAAGCACUGCCUAUCAUAUUAAGUCACAUAAGAAUGUCAAGUAAAGGCCUGCUUUCCAAUGCCAUUGACAGUUUACUUCAAAUGACAACAGAAUCCAAGUUUCUGCACCGAUUUCUAGAAGCUUGUAGUAAUGAAUCCUUUUUCCAUACUUGUUCAGUACUGCUUCGAAACCCUAAACUAGAUACUCCAAUACUGGAAAAACUCAGCAUUCUACUGCAAAAGCUGUCAAAAAUUAAGAGUAAUAAGAAGAUGUUUGAGCUGUUUACUAUUCACCUGAUGAUUCAAGAACUACAAAGGACAACACAUCCGGAUUGUGCAUUUUUGUGUAUUAACCUCAACUCAAUUCUCUUUAAUUUGGGUCUGACAAAAAAGAAUGCUCUUGCAAAUAGUCUAAGUGCAAGUCAGUAAUAAGCUGCAUUUUAUUAAGGUUUGUUUCUCAUAGCUUGUUCAUGCUAGUGGAUAAAGAAGAUGUGACAAAUCUGUUAAGAAUUUGUCACAAUGGGUGCCCUCUCUUUUACCAAUAUACUCUUGAAAAGGAGGGGUUCACCAUUUUUAUGAAUCUGAAUACUGGGGUGGUUCCUUUUUGUAUUUAUGUUAUGAGUUGAUAGUGGUCUUGAUCCAGAGUGAUUUGUGCAAGGAGCAGAACAGUUCCUCUUCCUGAUCUUCCUCUGCAGCAGAUCGUUCAGGGAGCCUUGUGUGCAGCUCCAAAUGCAGCAGUGUGUAGACCCUUUUGCAUAAGCAGUUCCAGUAGGGCAGGGACAACCAAAUUCUUUAGCCUGGGGAGCUAGAACCUCCUGAGCUAAAAAGUCACCACUAUUUCCCCUGUCGCCUGCAUGCCAGGGAGUCUGAACCUCCCAGCUGAAAAACCUUGUUGCUAAACGAGAGGGUGUCACAGAGUGCAUCAUUUAGAGCUGACAAGAGUGACACACACCUGGGAAAGGAGCAGGAUAGCAGUUCUGUCAUUUGCCUGGCUUCCCUCUCAGUUCAUCAAGUGCUCUCUCUCUUUCACUCACUCACUCACAUCACGUAAUGAGAAGACAUUCCAGAGCCUUCUGUUCUGCAGAGCCUUCCUGGAUGCUCUCCCAUUGUGUAGCCUAAUGAAUUGGGAGGGAAGGCCCAUGGCACUGGCACCCCAAAAGGCAGUGCUGCUCUCCUGCUCUCUAGCCUCCCUCCUUCAUUGCCCACCACCUGUGCCGGGUGGAAUGGGGGCAUCAGAAAACUUGAGGGGACCACCUGCAGGCCAUUCCUGUAAUAGGGGGUGCAUAUUCAGAAGCCUUUAUGAAUCAUUUGAAGUCAAUUGCCAGCUUAUUUACUAACAAUCAUCCUCAAAGUUGUAUCAGUGAGUUUUUAUACGAUCAUUUCAAUUUGUACAUGAACUCUUAAAUGUUAAAUACUGUCUGUUAUAAACAAAACAUCUAAUUAUUGAAGUCAUACUCAAAAGAACCUGAUAUUUCUUCCUGAAGCCUUUUAUAUUCUGGAUACUUGAAUGUUCAGUAAGGUAGUUUUCAUUUUCUCCAAGUGUAUUUACAGGCUUUCACUCUGCCUUACUGAUUCAUAAUUCUUUUGGAGUGUCUUAUUUGUGUAUAGCAUUUUAAUGUAAUAAUAAAGCUUCUUAAUUAUGUUGA